Saccostrea cuccullata (small rock oyster) is the source of this 1422-nucleotide messenger RNA. RefSeq names its product FYVE and coiled-coil domain-containing protein 1-like. NCBI's taxonomy places the organism in Eukaryota, Metazoa, Mollusca, Bivalvia, Ostreida, Ostreidae. Gene Ontology annotation, cellular component: late endosome; lysosome; autophagosome. Gene Ontology annotation, biological process: positive regulation of autophagosome maturation; plus-end-directed vesicle transport along microtubule. The transcript is spliced from 11 exons. Bases 126 to 1196 code for a protein of 356 amino acids. The record is from RefSeq and is a predicted model, not a curated record. Gene Ontology annotation, molecular function: metal ion binding.
UAAAAGAUAUAGAAUCAAAAGAGAAAACAUGUGUUCAGUUGAGGAAAAAAGAGGAAGAAAAGACUGAUAAACUCAAAUCUAUAGAAGAGUCUAAAGACAAAGAAAUAUCACAGCUGAAGAGUGACAUGAAACAGUUAAAAAAGAAAAUUGUACAACUAACAAAGGAGAAAGAUACUCUGUGGCAGCAGACAGAUCGUCUAACGUAUGAACAGAAAAUGCACUCAACCGCGAAAUGGAUGGAUGAGAAAACGGUCACUAAAUGCCUGGGCUGUAAACAAGAGUUCACGUUCAUGCACCACUGUAGAUUGUGUGGGGGAGUCUUUUGUCACAGCUGUAGUAACAAUUAUGUGGACUCCACCCAUAGCAGCUUAAAGCAUGAUAAUAGUAAGAAGUCGCGAGCCUGUAAUAUGUGUUACCAGAAAUACACCAAGUCUGAUGCUCUGAGUUCCUCGAUGAUCAGUCGUCUACAGGACGAUGAAGGACUGGAGGACUCGAGUGAGGAGGAACAGACCUCAGCUAAACUCAUCAGGAGUCAUCACACUGAUACAGAAAUUCCUGAACCUGACACAGAUAGCACAAACCAGACUGAAGCAAUAACAGAUACAACACUACCCCAGCCAGUCCUAUCUGUUCCUCCCCAGAGUACCUCCACUCCAAUCAAAGGCUCUGAUGUUCAGCCAGCUGCUGCAGUCAUCCCAGAGAGUGAUCCAGGGGACACCAGGGUGGGGCCAGACGAGGUCAUGAUACCAGGUCAAGUGGCUGCCAAUAUAUCAAUCUCGGUUGUCGGACAAAACGAAACGGACGAGAUCAAGAGGGUCAAAAAGGGAAGCGUGGGGGAUGGAAAUGAAGUUCUCUCUAAGGAUGAGAUUUUCCACCUAGUGAGUGAUGAGGAAGUGGCCCGAUCUCAGAGUUUCUCCUCCUCGGAAUUCCAGUACCAGGACCCAGACCCCAAUGUCACAACUGGCAUAACCAUAAAGGCAGAAGAGCUGGAGAAAGGGGAAGUGAACAACUCCAGUGAAUUCUGGGUAAAGGCUGGAAAAAGUCACGCCAUACCUGUAGUGAUUGACAAGCAGAAUACUGUUCUGUGCUGGGAAUUUAGAUCCCAUCCCAAGGAUGUGAUAUUUAGUGUAACCUACAUGGAGUUUGAGAGAGAGACCGGACCCUGCCAUCACUCACUGCCUGGUACCAGCUUGUAAGUGUGACUCACACAAACAGGCCGUCCGUGGAGAACUGACAGCCAAACAGACGGGGAUCUACACACUACUCUUUGAUAAUACCUAUUCCAGGAUAACUGCCAAAAGAAUAUGUUACUCUUUGUGGACAAGGCAUCUUGGAGAUUGAAACUACCCUUUAGUUUUGUUUCAAUUAUUUACAUUUACUUUAGUAUUUAUACACAGAGUUCUUGAUGCAAUAAAAACAAAU